GGCGUUUGCAGAGCAAGGGAGGCGGGUUUCCCCUGGUUCCGUCUCUCUGCGCUGAAGCUGCUUCCUGGUCACCUGAGAACGAGGAAGGAGGCCGGUGGCUCGACUCGUUUCGGGUGCUGGGACGCCGCCAUGGCUUCGCUUUUCAAGAAGAAGACGGUGGACGAUAUAAUUAAAGAACAAAAUAAGGAAUUAAGAGGUACGCAGAGGGCUAUCGGAAGAGAUCGAGUAGCUUUGGAGAGACAAGAAAAGCAACUGGAAUUAGAAAUAAAGAAAAUGGCUAAAGCAGGAAACAAGGAAGCUUGUAAGGUUCUAGCAAAACAGCUUGUGCAAUUGAGAAAACAGAAAACUCGAACCUAUGCUGUUAGCUCAAAAGUUACAUCCAUGUCAACUCAGACAAAACUGAUGAAUUCCCAGAUGAAGAUGGCAGGAGCAAUGUCAACAACAGCAAAGACAAUGCUGGCUGUCAAUAAAAAGAUGGAUCCACAGAAGACUAUGCAAACUAUGCAGAAUUUCCAGAAAGAAAACAUGAAAAUGGAAAUGACCGAAGAAAUGAUCAAUGAUACCCUAGAUGAUAUCUUCAAUGAUUCUGAUGAAGAACAAGAAAGCCAGGAUAUUGUUAACCAAGUUCUUGAUGAAAUUGGAAUUGAAAUAUCUGGAAAGAUGGCAAAGGCUCCUUCAGCUGCGAAAGGCAUGCCGUCUGCAUCUACAUCAAAAAAUGCUACAAUUUCAGAUGAAGAGAUUGAGCGGCAGCUUAAAGCCUUAGGAGUAGAUUAGCUUUAUGCUAAUAUGAAGCCUGACUUCUACAGCAGCUCCAACAUUGGCAUAUGCACAAACCUCCAGUACAGGUUUCAAUAAAAAACCAGAUUUCGUUGCAAAUCUCGCCUAAGCCAUUAUUGGUAAUGGUCAUUUCUAAAGACAGCUGGAAGAACUAAACUUGAGAGAGAAAGAGAACAGAACAAAUAUAUGUGAUGAAGAAUUUGUAUAUCUUUUAUUAAAUUGGGAUAUUUUGUUAACAGGCCAUUUAUUACAUAUGAUUUCAAUUUUGAUUUCUUCAGUUUAGUUUUUGGACAAAAAGUAUUUAGCUUGAUAACUAUUCCAUUCAUCUUUAGAUUUCUACAUUUUGUAAAUUAUUACAAGCAGCCUUUCUGAAAACAUUUCAGCUCUGUUUCAAUUGUAAACACUUCUUAAGAAAUAACAUUACUUAAAAUGAAGACUUAUUUUUUUCUGAAUGGGAAGAGACAGUUGUCAUCUUCAGCAGAAUGAUUACAAAAAUUUCAGUAAAAAAUUAGGGAGUCUUUCGAUAAAUACUUUUUAACAAUUUAGUUCAGUUUAAUGUUAAAAUGAUACAUGUGUUUCCAUUAUAAAUUCUGGAAUAGUAUUGAUACCCAAUUAGUGAAACUUCUGGAGACAGGGCUCUGGUCUAAAAUAAUUUUCUGUUAGCAAAAAUAUUGGAAAGGAAAAUAUUGAAUAAUUUCCAUUGUACUGUAAUAUAGCUGACUUGAAGAGGAGUUUGUGCCUUUGUGUAUAUAAUGCUUGGUUUCUUUUAAUUUAAGUUUUGAAUUGUGAAAAAAGUAAUGUAAGCCAUUAACUUAAGUUAGCACUGAAAUUAUGUGAACUCCAUGAUUGAUGUGGAGUAUGUAACACCUGAAAAAGAUAAUCUUUUUCCUGCAAUAGCAUUUGUACAUAAAUACCAUGCAGCAUUUUUCAUUAAACAAAUGUUACUUUGCAAAAUAUGCUUUAUUGUCCAAUAUAAUAUGCUCUAUAUCCAUUUUUACACUUAAAUGUUGCACACUGGCUUAACUGAAGUUAAUGAAUUUAUUUGAAUUUAAAUUGAGCCUAACGUGGUUAAGUAACACAUGCUAUAUGUGUUAUAGCAGAUGUCCUCAACCUUUUGGGCACCAGGGAUCGGUUAAGUAGAGAGAGGUUUUUCUGCGGACCAGAUGGGGCUUUGCUUGUUUAUGCGGCCUGGUUGCUGGCAUGCGGUGGCCCGAUACUGGUCCACAGACUGGGGGUUGGGGACCCCUGUGUUACAGGACAAAUACUUCACUUGAAUUGUGUAGCAAUAGAAGAGCAGGUUGUAAGAGUAUUUUGUAUUUUUUUCAAACUGCAUUGUAGACUUGGCACUAAUCUUACAGGUGCAAAGGAUGAGUCAAUGAAUAACAUAACAAAAUAAUUUUGAGGUUAUAUUAUUUGACCAAGAAUUAUAUGAAAAUAGAAUGUUAACAGCAAUGAGAAUGUAGCAUUCAAUUUUAAAAGGAAGCAAUUAUUUAAUUAUGCAUUGUGUCAAAGCGUCACAUCACUUAAGUAUCAUGAAAUUGGAUUUUAUAACUACAAUAAUGUUUAGUACAGUAUAUCCCAAUGUGGUAAGGUUGUGUAAGCUUUCAUGGUGUAAAAAUGAAAUAAAAGUCUUUAACUAUUGCCAAUUAAAUCUGAUAGAUUUAAUUUGUAUUACUUCAUAAUAAGGAUCUAAAAUCUAUCAAUUAGUUACUUUGGCUGCAAUUUACAUAUUAGUACCUAAAAGUAAGCUCCAUUUAACUUAAUGGAACUUCGGUGCAGGCAUGAGCAGAAUUUUGUUAUACAACAUGUGAAAACUAGAUGUGACCUUUUUUUAAAAAAAAUUAUAUUUAUAUUCUGUUAAUCUUCUCAUCUGUACUUUCCUAUAUUCAGAUCCUUAAUAUUAGUUAAAUUAACAAUA
Molecule: messenger RNA, 2695 nt
Organism: Protobothrops mucrosquamatus (brown spotted pit viper)
Lineage: Eukaryota; Metazoa; Chordata; Lepidosauria; Squamata; Viperidae
Gene: CHMP2B
Product: charged multivesicular body protein 2B
Exons: 6
Coding region: 130-774 (214 amino acids)
Biological process (GO): late endosome to vacuole transport; endosome transport via multivesicular body sorting pathway; protein transport
Cellular component (GO): multivesicular body; ESCRT III complex
Source: RefSeq, a predicted model, not a curated record